Messenger RNA from Fusarium sp. VM40, 510 nucleotides. NCBI's taxonomy places the organism in Eukaryota, Fungi, Ascomycota, Sordariomycetes, Hypocreales, Nectriaceae. The record is from the annotation of a GenBank genome assembly.
AUGGCUCUCGAUCGCGUCGUUGCCUUGGUCCUGCGCGCUGCAGAGCUGGUCUUUGCAGCCAUCGUUGCAGGUGUUAAUGGUGAAUACCUUCACAAUGCCCGCGGCGCAAGCUCUUGGCAGCUCGGUCGGUUCAUCUACACCGAGGUGGUUGCCGCAUUGGCCAUGUUAUUCUCUCUACUGCUCCUGAUCCCCUUCUCGAGCACGUUUGUUCACUGGCCUCUCGACAUUUUCAUUUCUAUCAACUGGUGGAUUGCCUUUGGUCUUCUCGUCGAUCUCAUCGGAACCUCUUGCGGACGUGUCUUUGAUUGGGACAACGUUCACCCCGUCCACGGAGACCAGUGUGGGAAGACCAAGGCUGUCAUCGCCUUCACAUUCCUAUCGGCCAUUCUCUGGCUUGUUUCUGCCCUCGUAGGCUUCUUCUGGGUCCGCAAGCGUGAGCGCACUGCAGCUCGCGCGGAGGCGGCUCACCACAACCGCCGCCGAGGCCCUUGGUUCAGAAGCCGUGUCUAA